Molecule: messenger RNA, 1856 nt
Organism: Cloeon dipterum
Lineage: Eukaryota; Metazoa; Arthropoda; Insecta; Ephemeroptera; Baetidae
Product: CLIP domain-containing serine protease B10-like
Exons: 12
Coding region: 76-1713 (545 amino acids)
Biological process (GO): proteolysis
Molecular function (GO): serine-type endopeptidase activity
Source: RefSeq, a predicted model, not a curated record
UAUUCUGACUCGAAGUGCUGUGCGCCACGGUCGAAGCAGCAGCCGUGGUCCAUCCUGCGCAGAGAAGAAAUCACGAUGAGGCUAGGACUUGUCGUCCUCCUCAGCCUCGCGGUUUGCGCCGCAGACACGUCUGGCAAUGAGAGCGAGGUCUACAUUCCACCUCCGUUUUUUGACGGAGGAGAAAACUUGAGUUGCCAGAACUGUGGAGAUAAAACAACUCUGGACCAAUGGGGUGUUUUCCUUAAAAACAUACUUACUGAAGACUAUUGCUAUGAAUUUGUGGCUAUUUCUCAAAGGACUAUUUUUGGACCAGGUUAUUGCCCGUUCGCUGAAAGUGAAUUAACUGAUCUACGGGUAUUUCCGAAAAAAUGUCGUGAACGCGAAACAGAAGAGGAAUGCAUCAGAUUGUCCGUCAAAGUACUGGGUGUCAUUGAAAUUGCCAUAAAUCCAACAGAUCGAUUUAAAUUCAAGAUUUGGAUAACUGAGGAAAUGCCGAGUGAGGUUACUCCCAUUUGUUUGUUCAACCGUGACAACGUCAUGGACUUGCAACUGCAAAGAGAAUCACCCUACUUCGAAUGGUCAAUACUAGGCACUAUUUCAUCUGACCCUGCAAAGGUGACGGGCCAAAGCAACUGUAGCAGGCAUCUAAGCAGUACUGAUUUGAGAAGUUUGGAAUUUUAUAAAAUUCCCAUCCAGAAUAUGCUGUGUGUACAGAAAACCGAUUUCAACUCUGAUUAUCUGAUCAAUCUCUACAAAGGCCGGUAUUUCUUGAGAGGUGUAAAAUAUUCUUGGCGACGAGUUUACAUUGAUAUAUUGGCAUACAUUGACGUGAUCGCAAGGAACGCAAAUGACAUUUCUGCUCUACGCCCGAUCCCGGAAAUAAAACAAUCGAGAGGAUUCACCGCACCAAACAACCUAAGUUUCCCAAACUGCGGAAGGAAACGAGAAAAUGACGAUUCUUCCGGAGGCGACCAUCCGUGGCAUGCUUACAUUGAGAAUGAGGUGACUGGAGAAGCCUAUGGCGGAACAUUGAUUUCGCCGACAGUAGUUUUGACUGCUGCACAUUGCCUUCAUGGAUCGAAAGCAGAGGACCUCACAGUUGUUGUUGGGAUUUAUGAUAAAAGACAAAGAAAAGCUCCUAGCGUUCAGAGAAGAAAGCCCAGCAGGCUGAUCACGCACCCGAAAUACGACGCUGCGGAAUUAAUUAGUGACGUCGGACUCAUGAUUUUGAACGAAACAAUGGAAAUAACUGACAAUGUACGACCGAUUUGCUUGUGGAACGACGACUCUGACCCUAACUUGGAUCACGUGGCUGGCACUGACGCUAUGGCGGUUGGGUUCGGGCUUGUCGACAACCACACGCAGACAGACGUACUGCAAGGGGUUCGACUGCCGAUUAGAGCUCACAAAGAGUGCUACUUGUCGAAAAGGGGAUUUUUCGGGAAAUAUUUGAGGCCGGGAGACAACUUGUGCGCCGGAUACACGAAUGGAACGACCCCCUGCAACGGGGACAGCGGAGGAAGCCUUUCCGUGGAAAAAGACGGCCGCUGGUUCAUCAGGGGCCUUGUCGGAUUUGGAAAGGAGAAAAAAGUGAUGUUUGAGGGCAAAAAUACAUCGUUGUGUCACCCUGAUCAGUUUUCCUUGUUCGCUGACGUCGCAAGUCACAUGGACUGGAUCGUGGAAAACACGCCGGACGUUUCAUUCCGAAAUUAAAUACAUGUUUUGAAAAAAGUUUGGCAAGAGGAUUGAUGGUUAUAUAUAUUCAGUAGAAAAAUGUAAGUGGUCAGCAUAAUCACGUGUCAAAAUAUUUUAGCUUUUGUUGAUUUUAUAAUAAAUAAUUGUUAUAAAAGUUUUGA